AAAACCAGUGUCGGUCCACGCAACAGCACGCCCGUCACGUUCCGCACAUGGAUCGGGGGUUGAGGUGACCACGCCACACCCUGCGUUCAGACGGAGUCAGGGCGGCUGUGCUGCCUGGGGGGGGAGCGGCUUGUGUAACAGCUGUACGAGCCAGUGGCACCGACAGCAACCAGUUGCGCCAGCACCGCGCGCCCCGCUGAAAUGUCUCGUACGCAGAGGAGGCGGCGCAUGCAGCGGCCUCUCAGCGCGACGAGCACCGACAACUAGUGGGGGAUUACGCGGACGCAGUUUGUGUACGCCAGCGGUUACAUGUUCGUGUCGCCGCCGCCGCUGUAGCCACUUGUCGGAGGAAUGAGAGGCCUGUGCGGGGCUCUGGAAAUGGGACUGUUCCUGCACGCUGUGGGCUCUGUCACCCCCACCGAGUCUGCAGUGGACCGGAGUCUGCUGCACUGUGAAGGCGUUAAUAACCAGAGCUACAUCUGUGAGUCGGGACACUGCUGCGGAGAGUCUCAGUGCUGCAGCUACUACUAUGAGCUCUGGUGGUUUUGGUUGGUGUGGGCGAUCAUCUUCAUUUUGAGCUGCUGCUGCGUGUGCCACCAUCGCCGCACCAAGCACCGGCUGCAGCAGCAACAACGGCAGCACGAGAUCAACCUCAUCGCUUACCGUGAAGCACACAACUACCCCGCUGUGCCCUUCUACUUCAGGUUUCUGCCAAACUACCUCCUACCUGACUAUGAGGAGGUUGUCAAUAGACCACCAACUCCUCCCCCUCCCUACAGUGCCUUACACACAGGCCCAUCCUCAGUGGCUUCUUGUCCCCUGGCCUCUGAGCCGCAGGAGGGACACUGUCCAGCCAUCCAGCCUACUCCACUGCCCCAGGUCUCUGAAAGUCUGUGUUGCAGACCCAGCACAGAGGAAGCACAACCUCCAACUUCAGACUUUAGGCCAAAGCCUGACAGCAAGCCCAUGCAGACUCCACAAGAUUCAGGCGUGAUACUCCUCUCAGAUGGGCUCAGUAGGGAGGCAAUCACCAGCCAGGAGAAAAGAAGCGGAGAUGUGGAAGAGUCUUGCAAGGACCCCCUGCUGAAGGACCUGUCAGAGGGUUGCGCUGAGGACAAAGAUCGUCUCCCCAAUGGAAGGAGGCGGCGAUUCACAGGGGACUCUGGGAUUGAGGUGUGUGUGUGCAGCACACGUGGGAGCGGCAGUUGCAGUGGAGUAGGAGGGACGGGCCAGGAAGGCAAAGAGUUGAGGGAGCUGGAGAGCCUUCUUGGGCGCGAGGGACAUGGCGACAACGAUGAGGAGGAGGGGGAAGAUGCGGGCGACUUCUGUGACAGCUGCGGUCAUCGGGCCUCCUUCAGCGUGGAGGAGGAGCAGGUGCUGGGUGGGCUGGAGAGGCCGGCUGCUCGUGGACCUUCAGGAUCUCCUGAGGCGGCUCAGCAGAUAGGCAGCGGCUCGCUCCACCCUCCUGUGUGCCUCCUCCUUCACACCAUCAACGAGCAGGAGGGGCCACACCACAACACAAGCACUGAGCCCCAGGGCUGAAACACAGCUGACACAGUGUUGUUAGGACAGGAUAUAGAGGCACGUGCUUUUGUAUUUAAGUGUAUUGUCUAAAUGCUUUCUGAGUGAGUAUUUUUAUGAAUGUGUGCAUCUUAGAUAAAACGGGUGUGGAGGAAGUGGAAUCUCAACUGAAGCGAGUGAGAUCUGGAAAAGUGGCCUUAACCUGUGUAUGUUGGGUUAGUGGGGCCGUAAAAGCCCUCUAACAGCCUGUGGCAAUUGAGACUUCUCACUCUGCUCUCAAACACAAAGUCUGUCAGAUGUCCGUCUCAUACAAUGGAGUCUACUGACAGUCAAAGACUUGAUAGCCGAAGCUGUGAUGUCAGAACAGGAUGUUCACUGCCUAGGAUGAACAGAGCUCCUCCUCAAUGGGUGCUUGUAACAGUUCUGCAAAGCCGCUCUUUCCGUUAUAAUAAAAAGAAAAAAAAACACACCCAGCAGGGACAUUUUGAGGGAGUGGAAUGUGGAAGUACCACAGUGUGUUUUUUAUGCAAUCCGAUACUGUACAGGGACACCUGAACAAGACUGCGUGGGACGUCCUGUUAUUCUCAUGCUUCUAAAGUGCUUUGUUGGCGAUUUAAAAACCGCUUUGCCUUGUUCUCAUUUUGUUGUUCCUUAUCUUCCCUGCUAGCGAUAGUGUAAGUGCAUUAACAGAUCUUUAUGUGAGCAGUUCCUAUUUUGCACAAAAUGUAUUUAGCUAUAUAUAUAUGGAAAAAAAAAAGUCAAGACAACUGUUUUUUUUUUUCAUAACCUAAAAGUCUUAAAGGACCGAUAUGAAAGUUUGGCGUUUGGCUACAUCUCCAACAUUGGUGUUAUCAGCUGUCUACUUAGCAGCGAAAAGUGGAAAGCAGAGCGAAUGUGAACUCUUCAUUUGCCUCUAUUUCUGUCACUUCAUCUUCUGUUAGCGAGUCACCUUUAGCGUCCAGCCUGCUCUGAAAAAGUGGUGCUGCUCAGAGGGCAUUGUAUGGCCUUUUUUUUUUUUUUCAUGUAAAUGCAGCAAUUGCUAAACCACCAACAAACCGGGGCAGAAAAAACAUACAUAUAGCACCUUUAGUUUCUUAGGGUUUUGUUGCCACAUCUGUAGGAAAUUGACUUCUGUAAAUUGUUUGUAUACAAUCAUUUUAAAACAUGAUUUAAUGAAUGUUUGUAGUAUGUGCCUACCCCAAAACAUGCAGAAUGUUGAUGAACGAUUAGCCUCACUGAAAGUGAGAGAUUGUCAGCAAUCAGGUACUAAAACCAAGAAAAGAAUGUUAAGCUUCAGAGAUUAUAACUGAGAUGGGCAACAUCAGACCUCAAACUUUUGUGUCAGUCACGUCAAUAGAUCACCAGCUUCACAGUAUAAAAACAAAGAUUCACAAUCUUAAUGUUUCAUAUCAGCUCAAUCGCUACCAUUCUCCACUCCUAGUAUCCAUUGAUUGAACAUAUCUUAUAGUUUCCAGUUAAAGAACUUUACCCAAAAGUGAUUGAUUCUGUAAGUCUUUUCUUUGUUUGUAUAGGACAGAAAAUUCCCCAUUUAAAUUGUACACAAAACGUGCAUUCAACCACUCGUGGUAAAAUACACAUUUUCUUUCAACAGCUGCAGUCAGGUGUGUGGGGAAAGAAAAACCUCUGUGGCAAGUGAACAGAGAAAAUGUAUGUAGUUUAGAUAAAUUCAUAAAUAAGUGAUUAGUGAACCAUAAAAGAUAAUACAUCACCAUAUGAGUGCCAAAAUUAAUUUGAAACAAUAAUCAAAAGUUAAUUAUAAUGAAAGCAUUUUCACUAGAAAACCAGUCGCUUGAAUGUUUUAAAACGAACCUCCAAAUCCAAACAUCCCAAGAUGAUAAUCGUUUGUCAUCGAUACACAAAUUGUGAUUAAUGACAGAUAUGCACAUGAAACAUGAAUUGCUCACAGAGGAGAAAGUGGGUGUGAUGUGUGAAUAUUUCACAAAGUAACUUUUUGUUUGCCCAUGAACAGGAUCUGGUGACUCUAAAUGCUGUUGUGCUGCAGCAAUGUCGUUUCAAAGACUUAACGAUAUUGUGAUGUCUGCAAAGCACAAAUGUGUAGGUCUCUCAGAUUUAUACUAAAUAUACCAUGAAACAAUCAAACGCAAGGUGUCUCCCAAAAGCGCUGGGCGCAAGAUAAAAAAAACUAACAUCACUUUCUGUAAUGAUAGUGAGAUGACUGAAUUUUACUCAUCGAAGCCUGAACACAAUUUAAAGUGCUUUAUAUGCUUUUUGUGACCUAGAAAAUCCAAUUGUAGUACAUGUAGUACAAAGAUGAGCUAUUUUUCAUAUCGGCUGAAUCCUUUAAAAAAUAUUCUAACUGUAUAAAAAUUUCAAAACCACUUUAUAUUGAGGACAAUAUUCUGUAACAUGUUUGUGAACCAAAAUAGUUGCUUUCAUCAUUUUUAUGGAAUCAGUAGCUUUAUGUUAUGGACAGAUUUUCUUUUGUCAUUGUGGGUAUUAUUAGUGUUAUUAAUAUUAUUCUUCUGUUUGAGAAAAGAUGUGUGAAGGGUACAUGUGACUAACAAUACACUAGACGAGUCUGAUAACAAGAUCAGGGGCAUCUCGCCAAAGACACUUUUUCUUUCUUUACCAGUGUGUAAGGUGGUUUUGCACAUAUUAUUUGAAUGUUCUGAUCAUAAGCCAUUAAUUACGAAGAUGGACAUAUGUUUAAUAAACAUACUCUUUUAAAUUCAA
Molecule: messenger RNA, 4236 nt
Organism: Platichthys flesus (European flounder)
Lineage: Eukaryota; Metazoa; Chordata; Actinopteri; Pleuronectiformes; Pleuronectidae
Gene: wbp1lb
Product: WW domain binding protein 1-like b
Exons: 4
Coding region: 352-1542 (396 amino acids)
Source: RefSeq, a predicted model, not a curated record